AUUUGAUAUUGUAUAUAGCAGAUGUUUGUGAAUAAAUAUUUGAGCUAUUUUUGUACCGUAUAAGAUGCCAUGUGAAAAAGUUUACAUGUAUGCUUAUGAGAUGGGACCUGAAAUUUGGCAUUUGAGUGUUGUGGUUUUCAAAAAAGAAUAUUCAUUUAGCGAUAAAGGUGUCAGAAUAACGGAGCCUGAUACUCCAACAAAGUAUAUAUGUAUGGGUACAACAACAAAAUCCAAAUGUAGGCUUUACAACUUUCUACAAUGCAACCAUAAUGAAUGGAAGAAAACAGAUUACAACGUUUUAACCAAAAAUUGUCAACACUUCACUCAAGUGCUUCUAGAUUUCCUUGGAAUCGAGAAAAGGAUUCCUUCGAAGUAUACUAAUCUACCAGAAACUUGUUGCGAAUUGUUGGGUCCCCAUUAUAAGGAUUUACCAGGGUUAUUUCUUAAAUCCUCUGGUAAUUUAUUGGAUAAUCCAUGACCUAGCAAAACAGUAGGACAAUCCAAACAUAACGAACAGAAUAAACAAUAUACGCAUUAACCAAUCAGAUAACUAAAGAGAGGAAGACAAAUCCACAAUGGUUAUAGUUAAAUAAGACAUUAGCCAAGCUGAAUAAUUAUUAAUUUUCAGUUCAAUAUCUUGAUUGACCAAUAAUUUUAGAAGUUAUUAUAGCAUAGCUGUAACUUAUUGUAUAACAUGUGUAUUGUUAUUUCCAAAAAUUAAUAAAUAAAUAUUAAGUUAA
Diabrotica virgifera virgifera (western corn rootworm) is the source of this 740-nucleotide messenger RNA. RefSeq lists its product as uncharacterized. NCBI's taxonomy places the organism in Eukaryota, Metazoa, Arthropoda, Insecta, Coleoptera, Chrysomelidae. The transcript has 3 exons. Gene Ontology annotation, biological process: protein modification by small protein removal. The record is from RefSeq and is a predicted model, not a curated record. Bases 65 to 478 code for a protein of 137 amino acids. Gene Ontology annotation, molecular function: peptidase activity.